This is a messenger RNA of Mobula hypostoma (lesser devil ray), 1421 nucleotides long. It is a transcript of the gene bbs5, whose product is annotated as Bardet-Biedl syndrome 5. Gene Ontology annotation, biological process: intracellular transport; cilium assembly. The record is from RefSeq and is a predicted model, not a curated record. The coding region runs from base 147 to 1175 and encodes 342 amino acids. Gene Ontology annotation, cellular component: BBSome; ciliary basal body. Gene Ontology annotation, molecular function: phosphatidylinositol-3-phosphate binding. The transcript is spliced from 12 exons. NCBI's taxonomy places the organism in Eukaryota, Metazoa, Chordata, Chondrichthyes, Myliobatiformes, Myliobatidae.
CUCCUCCGGCUCCGGGCUGGGCUGUUGCUCUGGCCGCACAAGGCGAUCGAUCCCAUUCCAGAUUCCGGAGGUGACGUCGCGACAGCGGUUACCAGGGUGACGCUGGUCGGGGUGCCGAUCGGAGUGGCGACCUGGGUCCCGGAGCCAUGGUUCCCGUGCUAGACGCGCUGUGGGAGGACAGAGAUGUUCGCUUUGACAUUUCGCUUCAGCAAAUGAAGAUGAGAUCUGGAGAGGUGCUAAUUGACUGUUUGGACGCCAUUGAAGAUACCAAAGGAAAUAAUGGAGAAAAAGGUAGACUGCUUGUGUCUAAUCUGCGAAUUAUCUGGCAUUCACUGGCUAUUCCACGAGUAAAUUUAUCUGUUGGCUACAACUGUAUUAUAAACAUCACGACCAGAACUGCUAAUUCAAAACUCCGUGGUCAAACUGAAGCACUUUACAUCCUGACUAAAAGCAACAACACACGAUUUGAGUUCAUUUUUACCAGUGUUGUUCCAGGAAGUCCUCGGCUAUUCACCACUGUUAUUGCUGUACACAGAGCAUAUGAGACAUCAAAAAUUUAUAGAGAUCUUAAGUUAAGAGGCGCUCUCAUCCAAAAUAAGCAGUUAAGACUUCUACCACAGGAACAAGUUUAUGAUAAAGUUAACGGUGUUUGGAAUCUAUCAAGUGAUCAGGGCAAUCUGGGAACGUUUUUUAUUACAAAUGUUCGGAUUGUAUGGCACGCAAAUAUGAAUGAUAGUUUCAACGUUAGCAUUCCCUAUCUUCAAAUUCGAUCUAUAAAGAUCAGGGACUCAAAAUUUGGGCUGGCACUUGUUAUAGAAAGUUCACAACAGAGUGGAGGAUAUGUGCUUGGCUUUAAAAUUGAUCCUGUGGAGAAACUUCAAGAGGCAGUUAAAGAGAUAAACUCUUUGCAUAAAGUCUACUCUGCCUGUCCGAUCUUUGGGGUCCAAUAUGAAAUGGAGGAAAAGCCUCAGCCACUUGAAGACCUGACGGUUGAGCAAGUUCAGGAUGAUGUCGAAAUUGAACCAGAGGAACCAACUGAUGCGUUUGUGGCAUAUUUUGCAGAUACCAAUAAGCAAGAAGAUCGUGAACCAGUUUAUUCUGAGGAACUAGGGCUGGCAAUCGAGAAAUUGAAAGAUGGCUUCACUCUGCAAGGUCUUUGGGAAGUAAUGGGUUGAACUUCAGGUUCACUUUUGUAUUAAUUUGUUUUAAGAACACUGUAUUGAGACCUUAUGAUGUUAAUUCAAAUAAUAACGUAAUUGGGAGUAAUGUACAUAAUUCACAACCAUCGACAUUAAGUUGAGAUUUCACUAGAAGAGGCAAGUCUGACAUAAUGACGUUAUUACGUAAAGAUUUUAGGCACGUUUGUGUUUAGGUUUUGGUGUUCAAUAAAAUGUGUUCCGGGUUUCAUUAAACAUAAAAUG